Messenger RNA from Cercocebus atys (sooty mangabey), 5072 nucleotides. It is a transcript of the gene IGSF9, whose product is annotated as immunoglobulin superfamily, member 9. Gene Ontology annotation, biological process: cell-cell adhesion. The transcript has 20 exons. Gene Ontology annotation, molecular function: protein binding. The record is from RefSeq and is a predicted model, not a curated record. Lineage: Eukaryota; Metazoa; Chordata; Mammalia; Primates; Cercopithecidae. The coding region runs from base 1277 to 4777 and encodes 1166 amino acids.
CAGCCUGGGCAACAGAGUGAGACCCUGUCUCUAAAAAAAAAAAAAAAGAAAGUUCCAUUUGUUCACAGCGGAGGUCAAGGUGGGGAUGAGCAAUGUGAUGUAGAGGGGAGGAGGCUGGAGGCAGGGAGACCUGCAAGUAGGCUGUUGGAGAAACCCAGGUGAGACACGCCACACGUGUAAAGGUGAGGACAGCAGAGAAGGGGAAAUGUUUAGGAGGUAGGAUUUGAAAAACCUAAUGAGCAAGUAGAUAUGGGAGGUAACUGAGGAAUCUAGGAGAUGCCAGGUUCCUGAUAAGGUAACUUGGUGUGUGGUGGUGCUGUUCACUGAUGCAGGGAGAGAAAAGGAAGAUGAUGUGUGAUCAGUUUAGGGCCAGGGCCAGGACUUAAGUGCAGCUUUCUGAUUUCAAAUCUAGACCUCAUUUAUUUGUUCAACAACUUUUAUUUGAGCAUCCAGUGAUACCAGGCACCAUGCUACAUGCCUUCCCUACGUUAUUUCUCUCCUCUACCCCACCUUAAUUUUGUUUCUCUUCUUUUUACAGAUGAGGUAAGAGAGGUUAAGUAACUUGCCCAAAAGAGUACACAGUCGAGCUGGACUCAUGCCUAGGUCUAUCUGGCUCCCAAGUGUGUGCCUGUAUCACGAGGCUACACUGCCAGGGACCCAUGAAGCCGUUUGGGGUGCACAAUUGCAUCCAGGGAGGGUGCUGAGGGCUUGGGUAGGCACCCUCGGGCUGAGCCUGGCAGUGUGGUGUGGAUGCUGACUAAGAGCGGGGUUGAGGUGUCUGGUUGUGCUGUGGUUGUGUGGCUUUGUGGAACUGUAUGUGGUCAGCCCGCUGGGGUCUGAGUGCCCCGGGGCAUGGAAAGGAUGGGGCGAGGAGGCUGCUGACUUUGCUGCUUGCCGGGCUGGACUCUGGCCACCCUAAGGCGCUUAGGCUGCUGAUAAUAGCCCUGAGGGAUUAGGGGCUUUGGCAGGCGGGGUCUGGGUUCCCCUGCUAGGGCCUCAAACACUGCUGAGGUUUUCAGGGAAACAAUGCUCUAUCAGGAGUACUCCCAGGAGCUCACACCUUCCCCUACAAAAAAAGCCCAGAUCCUGUAAGAGUCCAGAGGAGACUACGUGCUGGCUCUUCACCUCCUUCCCCAACAGUCCUGGACGCCGAGUGCAGUUCAGGGGGAAGGUUUUGUCCACCUGCUGUCCCCUUGGUUUCUCUUUGUGUAGACAGGGUCCCAGCUGUUGAACGGCAAGAGCGGUCAGAGGGGCUGAAUGGAGGGACCUGUCCUGAAUGACCCCAACCCCAUCUGCAUCUCUGUGGACCUCACACUCUCAGAGACGAGUCCGGCUGCAGAAGGGGGCCUCUCUCCAGAUUGAGGGUCUCCGGGUGGAAGACCAGGGCUGGUACGAGUGCCGCGUGUUCUUCCUGGACCAGCACAUCCCUGAAGACGAUUUUGCUAACGGCUCCUGGGUGCAUCUGACAGUCAAUUCGCCCCCUCAAUUCCAGGAGACACCUCCUGCUGUGUUGGAAGUGCGGGAACUGGAGCCUGUGACCCUGCGUUGUGUGGCCCGUGGCAGCCCCCUGCCUCGUGUGACGUGGAAGCUCCGAGGAAAGGACCUUGGCCAGGGCCAGGGCCAGGGCCAGGGCCAGGUGCAAGUGCAGAACGGGACACUGCGGAUCCGCCGGGUAGAGCGAGGCAGCUCUGGGGUCUACACCUGCCAAGCCUCCAGCACUGAGGGCAGCGCCACCCACGCCACCCAGCUGCUAGUGCUAGGACCCCCAGUCAUCGUGGUGCCCCCCAAGAACUGCACAGUCAAUGCUUCCCAGGAUGUUUCCUUGGCCUGCCACGCUGAGGCAUACCCUGCUAAUCUCACCUACAGCUGGUUCCAGGACAACACCAAUGUCUUCCACAUUAGCCGCCUGCAGUCCCGGGUGCGGAUUCUGGUGGACGGGAGCCUGCGGCUGCAGGCCACCCAGCCUGAUGAUGCCGGCUGCUACACCUGUGUGCCCAGCAAUGGCCUCCUGCAUCCACCCUCAGCCUCUGCCUACCUCACUGUGCUCUACCCAGCCCAGGUGACAGCUAUGCCUCCUGAGACGCCCCUGCCCAUAGGCAUGCCGGGGGUGAUCCGCUGCCCGGUUCGUGCCAACCCCCCACUGCUCUUUGUCAGCUGGACCAAGGAUGGAAAGGCCCUGCAGCUGGACAAGUUCCCUGGCUGGUCCCAGGGCACAGAAGGCUCAUUGAUCAUCGCCCUGGGGAACGAGGAUGCCCUGGGAGAAUACUCCUGCACCCCCUACAACAGUCUUGGUACCGCCGGGCCCUCCCCUGUGACCCGCGUGCUGCUCAAGCCCCUACCCACUGGGGAACAGACACAGAGCCACAGAAGAAUUGAGAGAUGGAGAGAGAAUGAGGUGGAGACAGGCUUGGCUCCCCCGGCUUUUAUAGAGCGGCCCAAGGAAGAAUAUUUCCAAGAAGUAGGGAGGGAGCUGCUCAUCCCCUGCUCCGCCCAAGGGGACCCUCCUCCUGUUGUCUCUUGGGCCAAGGUGGGCCGGGGGCUGCAAGGCCAGGCCCAGGUGGACAGCAACAGCAGUCUCAUCCUGCGACCAUUGACCAAGGAGGCCCACGGGCACUGGGAAUGCAGUGCCAGCAAUGCUGUGGCCCGAGUGGCCGCCUCCACCAACGUCUACGUGCUGGGCACUAGCCCUCAUGUUGUCACCAAUGUGUCCGUGGUGCCUUUGCCUAAGGGUGCCAAUGUCUCCUGGGAGCCUGGCUUUGAUGGUGGCUAUCUGCAGAGAUUCAGUGUCUGGUACACGCCACUGGCCAAGCGUCCUGACCGAAUGCACCAUGACUGGGUGUCCUUGGCAGUGCCUGUGGGGGCUGCUCACCUCCUAGUGCCAGGGCUGCAGCCCCACACCCAGUACCAGUUCAGCGUGCUGGCUCAGAACAAGCUGGGGAGUGGUCCCUUCAGCGAAAUCGUCUUGUCUGCUCCUGAAGGGCUUCCUACCACGCCAGCUGCACCCAGGCUUCCUCCAACAGAGAUAUCCCCUCCCCUGUCCCCUCCACGGGGUCUGGUGGCAGUGAGGACACCCCGGGGGGUACUCCUGCAUUGGGAUCCCCCAGAGCUGGUCCCUAAGAGACUGGAUGGCUACGUCUUGGAAGGACGGCAAGGCUCCCAGGGCUGGGAGGUGCUGGACCCAGCUGUGGCAGGCACAGAAACAGAGCUGCUGGUACCAGGCCUCAUCAAGUCUUUCCGCGCACCGCUGGGAUGGGCGGUGCUGGGCCCUGACCUCCCUCCUGGCACUCCAUCCCCAUCGCAGGAUGUUCUCUAUGAGUUCCGCCUCGUGGCCUUCGCAGGCAGCUACGUCAGCGACCCCAGCAACACGGCCAACGUCUCCACUUCUGGUCUGGAGGUCUACCCUUCGCGCACGCAGCUGCCGGGUCUCCUGCCCCAGCCUGUGUUGGCCGGCGUGGUGGGCGGGGUCUGCUUCCUAGGCGUGGCCGUCCUCGUGAGCAUUCUGGCCGCCUGCCUCAUGAACCGGCGCAGGGCUGCCCGCCGCCGCCGCAAGCGCCUCCGCCAAGAUCCACCUCUUAUCUUCUCUCCGACCGGGACAUCAGCUGCACCCUCUGCUCUGGGCUCAGGCAGUCCUGACAGCGUGGCCAAGCUGAAGCUCCAGGGUUCCCCAGUUCCCAGCCUGCGCCAGAGUCUGCUCUGGGGGGAUCCUGCCGGAACUCCCAGCCCCCACCCAGAUCCUCCGCCUAGCCGGGGACCCUUACCCCUGGAGCCCAUUUGCCGGGGCCCAGAUGGGCGCUUUGUGAUGGGGCCCACUGUGGCGGCCCCCCAGGAAAGGUCAGGCCCGGAGCAGGCAGAACCUCGGACUCCAGCCCAGUGUCUCGCCCGGUCCUUUGACUGUAGCAGCAGCAGCCCCAGUGGGGCACCCCAGCCCCUCUGCAUUGAAGACAUCAGCCCUGUGGCGCCCCCUCCAGCAGCUCCACCCAGUCCCUUGCCAGGUCCUGGACCCCUACUCCAGUACCUGAGCCUGCCCUUCUUCCGAGAGAUGAAUGUGGAUGGGGACUGGCCCCCUCUUGAGGAGCCCAGCCCUGCUGCACCCCCAGAUUACAUGGAUACCCGGCGCUGCCCCACCUCAUCUUUCCUUCGUCCUCCAGACACCCCUCCUGUGUCCCCCAGGGAAUCACUUCCUGGGGCUGUGGUAGGGGCUGGGGCCACUGCAGAACCCCCUUACACAGCCCUGGCUGACUGGACACUGAGGGAGCGGCUGCUGCCAGGCCUUCUCCCUGCUGCCCCUCGAGGCAGCCUCACCAGCCAGAGCAGCGGGCGAGGCAGCGCUUCGUUCCUGCGGCCCCCCUCCACAGCCCCCUCUGCUGGAGGCAGCUACCUCAGCCCUGCUCCAGGAGACACCAGCAGCUGGGCCAGUGGCCCUGAGAGAUGGCCCCGAAGGGAGCAUGUGGUGACAGUCAGCAAGAGGAGGAACACAUCUGUGGACGAGAACUAUGAGUGGGACUCAGAAUUCCCUGGGGACGUGGAAUUGCUGGAGACGUUGCACCUGGGCUUGGCCAGCUCCCGGCUCAGACCUGAAGCUGAGCCAGAGCUAGGUGUGAAGACUCCAGAGGAGGGCUGCCUCCUGAACACUGCCCAUGUUACUGGCCCUGAGGCCCGCUGUGCUGCCCUUCGGGAGGAAUUCCUGGCCUUCCGCCGCCGCCGAGAUGCUACUAGGGCUCGGCUACCAGCCUAUCGACAGCCAGUCCCUCACCCCGAACAGGCCACUCUGCUGUGAACACCCCUAAUGUGAGGCUGGGAAAAGGCAUAUGGACCUGCAAAGGAGGCCCCCAACCAGACAGACCUAGCUUCAACCUAGGACUGCCCCUGCCUGCCCCUUUGGUGCCCAGACCCUGAUAGUGGAUAGUGGGCCUGGGUCACCUUGGUAUGGAAUGUAUGUGCUGACCCCCUAGGUGAGUCUGGGGAUUGGAACAAGGGAUCCUUAGUCUGCCCCCCCCACCGUGUGUGUGUGUGUGUGUGGUGUGUGUGUGUGGUGUGGAAGUUUUUUACAGGUGAAUAAAGUUUGAAAGAUG